AUGGUGCGGCCAGUUCACGGUUCUGUGGUGCUUGGCCUGUUGUUGGGCUUGUUGCUGGUGGUGGUCGCUGCCAGCGGGCUGGAGUCUCAUCAUCAUGAAGAGGACCACCAGGUCGAGGUGAGCGUCGAGGGGGUGGCUUCGCGGUUCCCUAUGCGCAAGUCGACGACGCCGCCCGAGGUGCAGGUGCAGGCCGUGCAGGGUCUCAUCGGACGGCUGCUGGGCGCCUCCUACGUGCCUCGCUUCCAGCUCUCCAUUUCACCAACACCGCAAGAAGAUGAAAGUAGCACUUCGGAUCACGACUUCUACACGCUCUCCACAACCACAGUGGGAGGAGUGACGCAGGUGCAGAUCCAAGGGUCGUCGGGCGUGGCGCUGGCGUCGGGCCUCCACUGGUACCUCAAGUACUCGUGCAACUGCUCGGUCUCCUGGGGCGUGGCCGGCUCCGGCAACAACCUCGCUCUCCCCUCCUCGCUGCCAUUGCUGUCGAAGCCGCUGACGAUGCAAUCGCCGGUGAAGUACCGGUACUACCUCAACACGUGCACGCACAGCUAUUCGUCGGUGUGGUGGCAGUGGGACCGCUGGGAGCAGGAGAUCGACUGGAUGGCACGUAACCAUGGCCUCCUCACCACUCAUCGUUUGCUGGCGCUGCACGGGAUCAGCCUGCCGCUGUCAUCGACGGGCCAGGAGUCCAUCUUCGCCGAGGUCUUCAAGGCUCUAGGCCUGACCGAGGACGACCUCGCCAGCUUCUUCGUCGGCCCUGCCUUCUUGGCCUGGGGCCGCAUGGGCAACAUCCAGGGCUGGGGCGGGCCUCUCGACCUUGCGUGGCGUCUGGCGCAGGCCGAACUGCAGAAAAAGAUCGUCGAGCGACAGAGAAUGUUCGGCAUGCUGCCCGUUCUUCCGGCCUUCGCCGGCUUUGUGCCCGAAGCGAGCGUCAAGUUCACUCUUGGUCGUGGUGGUGGCUGUGGUGAACAAGGCAUCAAGCGGAUUUACCCGACGGCCAACCUCACCAAGUCGGCCGACUGGGCCGGCUUCCCGCACCAAUACACCAACGUCUACUUCCUGUCGCCCCUCGACUCGCUCUACAAGACCAUCGGGAGCAAGGUCAUCCGCUUGGUGGAGGAAGAGUUCGGGACAGACCACAUCUACAACGCCGACACGUUCAACGAG
Messenger RNA from Acanthamoeba castellanii str. Neff, 1167 nucleotides. Its product is annotated as AlphaN-acetylglucosaminidase, putative. The transcript is spliced from 7 exons. The record is from RefSeq and is a predicted model, not a curated record. The annotation marks the transcript as partial. NCBI's taxonomy places the organism in Eukaryota, Discosea, Longamoebia, Acanthamoebidae.